GCAUGUCACAGCUAAAGCAUUACUGAUUGAUCAGGUGGCCGAGCUACAAGGAGAGCUAAGUUUGAUAAGACAGAGUAAUUAUUAUAAAAGAUUACAAAGAAAGGAUGAACAACUAAAAGAAAAAGAACAAAAUUUAAAACAACAAAAUGAGAAAACCCAUAGAUUUGAAAUGCAAAAAAUAAAAAAGCAGCUGAAGAUGUUACAGACAAAGUUGUCGCAUAAAGAUAAAACUAUAAAGCAGUUAAGAGACACAAAGUGUAAACUAAAUGCAAUGGUUAAAAAAAUAAAACAAGAGUGUGACAGUUACAUAGUACAAAAUGAAGAUUUGAAAAGUGGUGAAAAAACAUUAUUAACAAAAGCUGGAAACAAGUAUAGCGAUGCUGUUGUCAAGUGCAUCAUUCAGUUGAUUGGAGAAGCAAGUGUACCAGCAUCUCGGUGUGCAAGUGUCAUUCAGUGUGUUUCAAAGUGUCUCUUUGAUCGUCAAAUAGAUAUUGAUAAAUUGCUGUCUGAAAGAUCAACACUUCGCUAUGCUGACAGAGGUCAUGUUCUUGCGAAAUACCACAUUGCCGACUCAAUUAUGAAGUCUGACAGAUUUGACAUGCAUUCUGAUGGAACGAGUCGUGACCACAGAAAGUACAUUGGCAGCCAAGCAACCCUCUCAAGUGGCAACAUUUUUAGCAUGGGAUACACAACUGUUUGUACUGAGGACACCAAAACACUGCUAGACAUUUCAGUCACCCUUCUCAAAGAACUAGCGGAUAUUUAUGAUGAUGAUGGAGACUCAGUGGACCAGAACUUCAAAGAAUUGCUUCAAAAGUUGUCUGGUUUGAUGUCUGACCGAGCCAGUGUCAAUAAAUCCUUCAAUAAAGCUAUGAAUCAGUGCCGCCAGGAAGUUCUGGAGGAUAAUUCAGCUCAACUUCAGUUUUUGUACUGCAGUGCUCAUUUUCUCCUCGGUCUCAGCAGUGAAGGUGAGAAAGUUCUGAAAUGCCUGCAGAAAGAACUAGAUGGAAAACUUGGUCGAGACCAGCUGUCCAUCUUCAACUCUUUUUCCAGUUCCGGAGAAUCCGCAGUCUCGCGCUACAUCAGAACAGCCUGUGAUGUACUAGGACCACGAGGCGACGAAAAGAGUGGAUGCCGCGAUGCAUGGGAGGCUUUCUGUGCCAUGAAGGGGUUGACGUCUCACAUCAAGAGUUACCGUGGUAACAGAUUUAAUAAUUUUUUUGAGGGAGCUGCCAGCUUACAUUUUCACAGAAAAGACAUACAGGACUUUUUCUCGAACUACAGCUUGAGUCUAAAUCUCAAGUUGCAAAGUGUUUUGGCAGACUGCCAGUGUGAUGUUGUUGAUACUCUGAUAGCAGCUGUGGGCAUCACUUAUUUCACUGUCACUGGUCCCUACUGGAACUUGUGCACCAGCAAGACUGAGUACCUUGAUCUGUACCGCUACAUGUCACCAAUGCGAGAGAAGUUCCAACAGUAUUCAUCUGAUGCUAGCCCGUUGCUAGAGGAUCCACUGUCUGUCAUCCCAGAGUUUUCUGUUGAAGGUGGUGAAGUCGUUGCUGCUUUGAUGGAGGUGCCUGAUAGAAAAUUACUUCUUGAUACUCUACAAAAGCUGUUUUCAGGUUUUCUUGCAGUGACAGAUCGGCAACUGGCUGACUUUCUUCCAUCAGGAAAAUAUUAUGACAUACAGGAUCCGAUUUUACGGCAAAAGAUGAGGCACUGUCAACUUACAAAUCUGACAGGUGAACAAAAUCUUGGCGACUUGGAUUACAGCUUGUUUGUGAAACGCCAUGCCUCUCUACACUAUAGAAGCUUCACAAACAUGAUGUCACGCAACAAAACAAUGUCGUCAUGGUUUCACAAGAAAACAGCAGUUGAACAGAGGGAUCUGUUAUCCAUGUCUAAGUCAAAGUCUGAACCACUGAGAUUAAAACACAAAGAUGUGGAGAAAGCUAUUCUUUGUCAGCGGCAGGAAAAACUUCUGAUGAACCAGAAGCAAUUGGAAGAAAAGCGACUGAAGGUGAUAAAACGAAAGUCAGUUUUAUCUGAAACUGUGAAACAACAAGGCGGCCCAUGCUUGUGUCCAAAUGAUGUUGACACCCUAUUGAAAAACUGCUCCACCAAAACUGCAGCAAAAGUCAGAUUAAAUGCAGAAAUUCAAUACCAGAAAGUUGUCCUUGGAACAAGAAACAACCUCUUGAAGUCUGCAAAAUUGUCAAAUGAUGAAGUGGCAGACAACUUGAAGAAAUAUCUGGCUGGUGUUUCUGCAACUGAUGUGUCUGAUGUUGACAGCCUUGCAGAUGAGUUUGAUGUGCCCGAGACCGAUGUGCCUGAUGUGCCCGAGACCGAUGUGCCUGAGACUGAUGUGCCGGAAUCUGCAAGUGCAAGUGGUGCCGAAUCUGAUUUAGAUGAUGAUGGUCUGCAAACCAUAAUUGCAAGCAGAUUUCGGUUUUCCAGUCAAGGAACUUGGGUCGGUGUAUUCUACGACGGACAAAGUGGACCUGAUUACUUCAUUGGCCAAGUGAUCGACCUGUCAUCCACAGAGUCUGGAAGAGUCACCUUUCUGGAAAAGUGUGGACUGAAAAAAAAUCUUUUCCGAUUUCCAGCAUCUGCUGACAUUGACACAGUCUCAGCAGACUAUGUUUUCAGUUCUGGUUUUGAUGUAACGACAAAAAAUGGACGAACCUGGAGUGUUACCAGUUUUGAAGAAGUUGAAAAACUGUUUCAACAAUAUGUGGAGCUUUACUGUUAAUUUGUUUCUAAUUUUAAACAAUGCUGUGCUGUUAAAUUGUAUGCUUCAUCAUUUAAGACUAAUGGUCUGAUGACCAAGCAAUUAACAAAAUCAUUCUAUAUACGUGAAAAGACAACUUUAUUUUUAAUAUUUAAUAUUCCUGUUCCUGGUAAAUCUGUGUCAUAGUGAAUUUUAGUAACAAGCAUAGCUCCAUCAAGUGACUGUUGGUUAUAACAUAUGUAAGACAGUACAGUGCAACAUGCAUUGAUAGUUUUAUUUUUACAUGAGAAUUUUUUUUUCCCCUAAUAGUUCAUCAUUAAUGGCUUCACCGCUACAGUUGAGUUAUUGCUUUGACAACGGAUACACUGCUCAAAUUUCAAGGAGUGUACUAUAUGUGUAACAAUCUUGGAGCAAUGAAUUUAACACCCAAGAGAGUGUUAUGUUGGCACUUUCACCACGCAAAAUCUUAGGAAGAUAUCUUCAAUAGUUUUAGAGUGAGAUCCAUUUGAAAACUGCCGAAAUACGACAUUUUGGUGGUAAAAUUUUCCGCAUUAUAUUUUUAACAUUUUGUCAAUAUACCAGAUAAUAUAGUUAAACCAAUGGGUUUAACACACAUAAUAGCAUUUUGUAAGCACUUUCACCAUGCAAAAUUUCAGGAAGAUAUCUCUAACAGUUUUAGAGUGAGAUCCAUUUGAAAAUUGCUUAAAUAAGCCAUUUUGGUUGGAAAUUUUUCCGCGCUACAUUUUUAACAUUUUGUUAUGUUUAGGAGCUUGUAACUUCAUAAAUUACAUUCCCAAGCACUUGAAAAAAAAUAGGCUUGUACUAUAGAACUAGUUGUGUAUAUAUUAUGAUUCUUUGGAUGUGUAAUGCUAUUACUUUAUGAUUUAUGAUUAUGCGAAAAUGGGCCCGAGGCCAAUUAUUGUUGAUUUUUGGCGCAUAUUUUCCUGUUUUCACACAAAUAAUAAACUAGGAAAAUAGUAAUAAAAUUAAGACAUUCUUAGAAAAUUAAAUGUAGAUUAUUACAUAUAUCUUAAAAUUAAGUAAACUUUUUAUGUCAUUCCAUAUCAUUUUGUGAUAUUUAUUCCAAAAAGGGCACCCCUAUAACGUAAAACUGUUCUCGACGCUUGCGAAAUUACUAAAAUGGCCAUAUUUCAAAAACUAAUAAAGAUAUCUUAAAAACUUUUUCUGUUCUGUGUUUGUAUUCUUCCAUACUAUAAGAAUCAUGUAUUGUAAGGGUAAAAAUCACUAAUUUUAAUUUUGGAUGCUGGUACCUACAUAGAAAAAUGUAACUGGUUUUCUCUUUAAGACUAUAUGUCAAAAUUAGCAAAUGGUUGACAUCCAGUAGCCGAUGAUUAAUAAAGCAGUGUGCUCUAGUGGUGUCAUUAAACAAAACACACUUUCGUUAAAAGAUACAUUUUCAGACAUAUAUAAAGUUUUUGACACCACUGUAAAAAAUAAUGAUCUCCACUGUGGUAAAAUGUUAAUACAAUGUGCAGGGAUGAGCAGAGAAGGAUAUAGGAGUUGUGUGUUCACUUGAGUUGUGUGCUCACUUGAGUUGGUUGCUCGCUUGAGUUGUGUGCUCACUUGAGUUGGUUGCUCGCUUGAGUUGUGUGCUCACUUGAGUUUCAAUGGGUUAUAGCAGUGAGUUGUCCCCUCUGGUAUACCUCUCUGUUUGGUUCUGUUCCAACCAGUACCAUAUGACUCGUACCUCCUACAAAUGUGCAUUUAAGACAUCCCCAGAUGGUUGGCAGAGUGCUCCUCAGAGUUGCUUGGGUUGGAGGAUCAAACCCCCUCGAUGGACCCAUUCUGUUAUUGUUUUUUCCCCAUCCCAACAAAAUGGCCCACGACUGGUAUAUUAAUAGAAUCUAUCACCAUUGUGAGGGGCAGAUAUGGUAGUUCCAACCAGAGGGACAAAAUGUUUUUAUGAGGGCCGACAUUUACCGAGGCUCUUAUAAAAACAUUUUGUCCCGAGGUUUGGAAUUGCUUAUCUAGCCUACACCUCACAAUGGUGAUUGAUUCUUUUUCAUGCCCAUUUAAUUACAGUAACAAAACAUUUAUUUUGUAAGCUACGGUUUGUUUAUUUAAGAACGAAUCCUAAACAUUUCACCUACAAACUCAUUUAAUCAUACAUGGAAAAAUAUAGUCCACUUGAUGCAACGGCAUAAAAAUGUAACUGCUUAACCAUAAAUAUAAAAUUUAAAAUAUUAAUUUUAUUGAAGUAUUUUUAAAACCAUGAUCCAACGUAAAAUGGCAACUUGGGGAAUAAGUAAUUCAAAAGAAUUCUGAAAAACAUAAGUUAUGACAUCAGGCGUAUUUAGAAAUCAUCUAGCACUGCAGGGCUGGACAGAUUUAUCUAGCAUCAUGCAAACACUGGCUAAUUCAGUCCAGUGGACAACAACAACGGCUAUCUGCUGUCCUGUGUGUGGGAAGUGAAAAUAUAAAACCUCCCUACCUGCUGUUUGAAUCAUU
This is a messenger RNA of Gigantopelta aegis, 5197 nucleotides long. RefSeq lists its product as uncharacterized. Gene Ontology annotation, molecular function: 3'-5'-RNA exonuclease activity. NCBI's taxonomy places the organism in Eukaryota, Metazoa, Mollusca, Gastropoda, Neomphalida, Peltospiridae. The transcript has 2 exons. The coding region runs from base 170 to 2749 and encodes 859 amino acids. The record is from RefSeq and is a predicted model, not a curated record.